Malaya genurostris is the source of this 1622-nucleotide messenger RNA. RefSeq names its product obg-like ATPase 1. Lineage: Eukaryota; Metazoa; Arthropoda; Insecta; Diptera; Culicidae. The transcript has 6 exons. Gene Ontology annotation, molecular function: GTP binding; ATP binding; ATP hydrolysis activity. Gene Ontology annotation, cellular component: cytoplasm. The record is from RefSeq and is a predicted model, not a curated record. The coding region runs from base 166 to 1362 and encodes 398 amino acids.
GAAGCAGGCAAGUCGGUGCUCAAAAAUAGACCGUCCACGUUUGUUUCCUUUUCCUAGCGGCGUGUGAAAUUCGUGCGAAAAGUGUUAACCGGUUGCUUGAAAAUUGAAAGUUUCGCUAGUUUCGGUGAUUUUUUGCGGUGGAAAUCAAUUCGUUUUGCAGCUAGCAUGCCUCCGAAAAAGAUCCACGAACCGGAAGUGAAACCACUGAUCGGGCGAAUCGGGACCAAUCUGCGCAUCGGCAUUGUCGGUGUGCCGAACGUCGGCAAAUCGACGUUUUUCAACGUGCUAACCAAAAGUGCAGCACCGGCGGAAAAUUUCCCCUUCUGUACCAUCGAUCCCAACGAGAACAGAGUUCCAGUUCCCGAUGCUCGUUUCGAUUACCUGUGCGAGUACCACAAGCCCUUGAGCAAAGUCCCGGCCUUUCUGAACGUGGUGGACAUUGCCGGUCUGGUGAAGGGUGCCGCCGAAGGACAAGGCUUGGGCAACGCAUUCCUGUCGCACAUCAACGCUUGUGAUGCCAUCUUUCACCUGUGUCGCGCUUUCGACGAUCCGGAUGUGACCCACGUCGAGGGUGAAGUGGAUCCGGUACGCGAUCUAUCGAUCAUCGCCGAAGAACUACGGCUCAAGGACGAAGAACGGUUGAUGAUCAAUUUGGACAAACUGGAAAAGCUGGUGAUCCGCGGUGGGGACAAGAAAAGCAAGCCGGAAUAUGACACGCUGGUCAAAGUCAAGGAGGUGCUGGUGGACGAAAAGAAGCACAUUCGAUUUGCCGACUGGAGCGCACACGACAUCGAAGUGCUGAACAAAUAUCUCUUCCUGACGUCGAAACCGUGCAUUUACCUUGCGAAUCUCUCCGAGAAGGACUUCAUCCGCAAGAAGAACAAAUGGUUGCCGAAGAUCAAGGAGUGGAUCGACAAACACGAUCCGGGCGCAUCGUUGAUUCCGUUCUCCGGUCUGUUCGAGCACAAGCUGGCCGAGAUGGAGACGGAUGCGGAACGGCGGGCGUUCGAGGAGGAACACAAGUGCACCUCGAUGCUGGAACGAAUCAUCACGACCGGCUACAAGGCACUGCAUCUGGAGUACUUUUUCACGGCCGGUCCGGAUGAAGUAAAAGCCUGGACCAUCCAGAAGGGUACCAAGGCUCCGCAGGCGGCUGGUCGCAUCCAUACCGACUUCGAGAAGGGUUUCAUCAUGGCCGAAGUGAUGCACUACAAUGACUUCAAGGAGGAGGGCAGUGAAGCGGGUGCCAAAGCUGCCGGCAAGUAUCGGCAGCAGGGCCGUAACUACGUGGUCGAAGACGGAGACAUCAUUUUCUUCAAGUUUAACGCCGGUGCUGGACUGAAGGAUCCCAAGAAAAAGUGAUAUCAGCAAUUUGCCACGGUCAUCUUUGUGUUGCUCUAUCUGAACAUGAUACUCUACUCGCAAAUGUUUCUACCGCAGCUCCAGUGAAGAACUGUGGAUGCAUUUUCGAGGAUCGGUUGACAGGACAGACACGCAUUCAUCUACUUCAAAAAUGCCCAUUACACAGGACAUACACAAUUGUACUAUCCAUUGAUAAAGAAAACAUGUAAUCGAGAAUUAUUCAAGGGAUGAUGCUAAUAAAUUCUUUGUUUUGUGCAAUA